Messenger RNA from Solea senegalensis (Senegalese sole), 2957 nucleotides. It is a transcript of the gene mbtd1, whose product is annotated as mbt domain containing 1. Gene Ontology annotation, molecular function: zinc ion binding. The record is from RefSeq and is a predicted model, not a curated record. Gene Ontology annotation, cellular component: nucleus. The coding region runs from base 143 to 2251 and encodes 702 amino acids. The transcript is spliced from 17 exons. Gene Ontology annotation, biological process: regulation of DNA-templated transcription. Lineage: Eukaryota; Metazoa; Chordata; Actinopteri; Pleuronectiformes; Soleidae.
UUUGUUGUUGGUAGUAUUCCCACACACACACACACACACACACACAGUCAGUGUUUGUAGCUCCUCUCUGAAGGCGUUGCAGGAUUUUAAACGUGAGCGUCGGCAGCGGAGCGGAGCUGCAGCUUCUCUAUAUGAAGGGCUGAUGGAGGACACACGGGACCUGGCUGAACGCACCCCACGUUCAGAGCGUAAGCGGCGAGACUCAUUUGGGAUGUUCGAUGGCUACGACAGCUGCAGCGAUGAGUCCACCAGCAGCUCCAGCUCAGAGGACAGCGAGGACGAGGUGGUGCCGUCCAUCCCUGUCAGCCUGCCCAUCAUCAAGAACAAUGGACAGGUCUACACGUACCCCGACGGCAAGGCUGGAAUGGCCACAUGUGAGAUGUGCGGCAUGGUCGGAGUACGAGACGCCUUCUACUCCAAGACCAAGCGAUUCUGCAGCGUCUCGUGUUCGCGGAGUUACUCCUCCAAUUCCAAAAAGGCGAGCAUCCUGGCAAGACUACAGGGCAAACCUCCAACGAAGAAGGCCAAAGUCUUGCAGAAGCAGCCUCUUAUGGCCAAACUGGCAGCUUACGCUCAGUACCAGGCGAGUCAACAGAACCAGGCCAAAUCAAAAGCAGUGGUUCCCACAGAGAGCUUUGACUGGGGUCAGUACAUCUGUAGCAAUAACACGGCCGGCGCUCCCGUCAGCUGUUUCAAACAUGCGCCGAUGGGGACGUGCUGGGGAGACGUUGCGGAAGGAGUGAGGAUUGAAGUGAUCAACUCUGACACCAGCCUCCCCACAAAGGUCUACUGGAUCGCAGAAAUCAUUAAGCUAGCAGGGUUCAAGGCUCUCCUGCGAUACGAGGGUUUCGACAGCGACAGCAGUAAAGACUUCUGGCGUAACCUCUGCGUCCCCGAGGUUCACCCGGUCGGAUGGUGCGCCUCCAGUGGGAAACCUCUCGUACCUCCCAAAAGCAUUCAGCAUAAAUACUCUAACUGGAAAGUCUUUCUCGUGAAGCGUCUUACUGGAGCUAAAACACUGCCACCUGACUUCAACGCCAAGGUACACGAGAACAUGCAGUUUCCCUUUAAAAAGCUGAUGCGAGUUGAGGUGGUAGAUAAGAACUACCUGUGCCGGACGCGGGUGGCGCUGGUGGAGCAGGUGAUUGGCGGUCGCCUCAGGCUGGUCUAUGAGGAGAGUCAGGACGGGUCCGAUGACUUCUGGUGCCACAUGUACAGCCCGCUCAUCCACAGCAUCGGCUGGUCGCGGAGCAUCGGGCACCGCUUCAAGCGAUCUGAUAUUACAAGGAAAAUCGAGGGGAAAAUGGACGCUCCUGCGCCGCUCUUCCAGAAGGUGAAAGACGUGGACCAGAGCGGGGACUGGUUCAGAGAUGGGAUGAAGCUCGAAGCCAUUGACCCCCUCAAUCUCUCAGCUAUAUGUGUAGCCACUGUAAGAAAGGUUUUGGCAGACGGGUACCUCAUGAUCGGGAUCGACGGUUCGGAGGCAGUGGACGGGUCAGACUGGUUCUGUUACCACGGCACCUCCCCCUCCAUCUUUCCUGCCGGCUUCUGUGAAAUCAACGACAUUGAACUCACGCCCCCUAGAGGGUACACAAAACUACCAUUUAAAUGGUUUGACUACCUCAGAGAAACAGGAUCAAUAGCUGCUCCUGUCAAGCUAUUUAACAAGGACGUUCCCAACCAUGGUUUCCGACAAGGCAUGAAGCUGGAGGCCGUGGACCUGAUGGAACCACGGCUGGUGUGCGUCGCCACGGUGACCAGGAUCGUGCACCGGCUACUGAGGAUCCACUUUGACGGCUGGGAGGACGAGUACGACCAGUGGGUGGACUGCGAGUCGCCGGACCUCUACCCGGUGGGCUGGUGUCAGCUGACGGGCUAUCAGCUUCAACCGCCCGCGUCACAGAGUAACAGAGACAUGUCUCAGUCUGUCCCCAAGCAGAAGAAGAAGGCCCAGCAAUACAAAGGCCAGAAGAAAAAGAGGAAGAUUCCGGUUGGUCGGCGGCCCUUCGGUCAGACAGGCGCAAGGAGGAGCAGCUUCUCAGGGGACGAAGAGCAGAGUCCGCCCCCUUACCCCAUCCAGGGCCCUGCUCGGCCCCGCCCCCGAACCCACCUCCACCAAACCCACAAAUCAGAGUCUCUGCUGCGGAUGAAGGAGGAGGCGGCGGAGGUGGACGAGUUCACGUUCUCGCAGGGAACGUCCGACCAGGAGAGCAACGGCUCGGGCAGCUACUACAUCAAACAGGAGCCUUGAGGUUGCGGCGUGAGGGGGCGGGGCUAAGUACACACACAUGAACACACAUCAGGAAGAAUCACAACAAGCCUCAAAUCUCACGCUCGCCGACUGACGACGACGCCUGCCGCGGAUCUUCUCUGGAGUUGACGAUGAGUCAGCGAAAAAUAAAAAAUCCUGACGGAACAUCGCAGCUGUGUGUGCACCGAGGUUUCUGGGAGAAACGGCUCCGGCUUUUGUUUGCUACCCGGAUUUUUUCGGAUAUUUGGGCUUUUUUUUGUGUUUUUUCGUACGUGGGUUUUUUUUCCCCCUCCUCUCCUCUUCUUUUGGAAUCAUCCGAACUACACGGGAUUAUUUUUUAAUCUCCAGCAAAAACACGGGAAGGUCGACGGUAGGCCGUUCCGCCUCCGGAACUAGAAUCUGGGCCACGUACAGAGAGAGCGAGAGAGAGGGAGAGAGAGACCUGUACGAACUGUGAGAACCUUUCAUUGAGCCAGGUCUUUUUUUCCUUGUUUUUGUACAUAAACACACAGACACACGUAUAGGACAGCACAUAUACUUAUAUAUAUAAAUAUAAAUAUAUAUAAUUUGGUUUGGUUUCAGGUUGAUUUAAAAAAAUUCAGUCGGUGAGCGCCACCUACUGAGCAGCCUGAGCAGAGUCUGAAGCAGAGUCGUGUAUAUUUAGAUUUUUUUUUCACAUUUUUGCCAGGUGGACUUUUAUUUUUUU